Messenger RNA from Rotaria sordida, 591 nucleotides. The record is from the annotation of a GenBank genome assembly. NCBI's taxonomy places the organism in Eukaryota, Metazoa, Rotifera, Eurotatoria, Philodinida, Philodinidae.
AUGAAUUCAUCAUUUGAUAAAUCGAAAUAUUCUAAUAUAAAAAAAGUUAUUCUUCUUUCCGGUAAACGUAAAUGUGGAAAAGAUUAUAUUGGUGAAAAAUUAGUUGAAAAACUUCCAGUUGUACUUUUACAUUUAAGUGAACCAUUAAAAUUAGAAUUUGCUCGUUUAAAUCAAAUCAAUGGUGAACAAUUAUUAAAUUCAUCUUCUUACAAAGAAAAUUAUCGAAAAGAUAUGAUUAAAUGGGGUGAAGACAAACGAAAUGAAGAUCCAUCAAUUUUUUGUCGUAUGGCUAUUGAACAAAAACAUGAUUUAUGUUUGACAAAUCCAAUAUGGAUUAUAUGUGAUAUUCGACGUUAUACAGAUAUUGAUUUUUUUCAAAAAUAUUUUUCGAAUUGUUUAUUACUUGUUCGUAUUGAAGCAUCGAUUGAUACACGUAAAAAACGUGGUUGGAUUUUUACAUCAAAUAUUGAUGAUUCAGAAUCUGAAUGUCAACUUGAUAAAAAUGUUGAGUGGUCUUUUGUAUUUUCGAAUAAUGAUUCGGAUAAUUUUGAUGAACAAAUGAAUAAUCUUAUUAGGAUGAUAAAUUCUUAA